Messenger RNA from Sebastes umbrosus (honeycomb rockfish), 3636 nucleotides. Its product is annotated as sodium- and chloride-dependent GABA transporter 2-like. NCBI's taxonomy places the organism in Eukaryota, Metazoa, Chordata, Actinopteri, Perciformes, Sebastidae. Gene Ontology annotation, biological process: sodium ion transmembrane transport. The record is from RefSeq and is a predicted model, not a curated record. Gene Ontology annotation, cellular component: membrane.
UAUAACGGAUGCAAUUGCCUGUACUUAUAUAAUUACCAUGCAGGUACCCCGCAACGUUGUCAACAAUGGAGAUAUGUCCUCAGUAUCCUCAGUGUACUUCAGUUCAACUCUCCUUCAGGGCAUCAUCCAACGGUCAUAGUCUGGCUCAUAACCAAAAAAAACAAACAGCACACUUACAUGUUUGACGCUUAUCUGCUCCUCCUUCCUGACUCGUGUGUAUAUUAUUGCCGCUCCUGGACCGACUAUGAUCAAACACCUGAGCGGACUACAGAGUCAAGUUUCCACUGGGGUGUGUUUGUGUCUCUGCCAGAACCGGUGAUGGCCGACCAGCUGCCGCCACAGCAAGGAGACCUGCUGCUGAACAAGUACUGCCAUGGGAGCCUCCCCAACGGGAAAGAAGCCACCAAAGACGGCCUGUACGCCAGGGGACAGUGGGCGAGCAAGGCUGAGUUCCUCCUGGCCGUGGCGGGGCAGAUCAUCGGCCUCGGCAACGUCUGGAGGUUCCCUUACCUCUGCUACAAGAACGGAGGAGGUGUGUUCUUUAUACCCUACCUGUUGUUCCUGGUGCUGUGCGGCAUCCCCCUGUUCCUCCUGGAGACCUCACUGGGGCAGUACACAAGCCUGGGAGGGGUCAGCGCCUGGAGGACCGUCUGCCCAUUAUUUGGAGGUCUGGGCUAUGCCAGCCAGGUGAUGAUCCUCCACGGCUGUGUGUACUACAUCGUAAUCCUGGCCUGGGCGCUCUUCUACCUGGCCCACAGCUUCCAGGCGGAGCUGCCCUGGUCGCACUGCAAUAACACGUGGAACACUGACGCGUGCGUCCUGUUCAACAGCCACAACCAGACAGCCAAUGGGAGCAGCCUGCCUGAGAACGCCACCUCCCCCGUCAUGGAGUUUUGGGAGCGGGAAGUGCUCCGUCUCUCCAGCAAUUUAGACGAGCUGGGUCCAAUCAGCUGGAAGCUGGCUCUGUGUCUCGCCAUCGUCUGGCUCGUCUGUUACUUCUGCGUCUGGAAGGGAGUCAAGUCCACCGGAAAGGUGGUGUACCUGACAGCCACCUUCCCAUAUGUCAUGCUGUUUGUGCUGCUGGUGCGCGGUGCCACCCUGCCUGGAGCGACCCAGGGCAUCAUCUACUACCUCAAGCCAAACCACACCCGCCUGGCAGACCCACAGGUAUGGAUGGAUGCAGGUACCCAGAUAUUUUUCUCAUAUGGAAUCUGUUUGGGAAGCCUCACGGCCCUCGGCAGCUACAACAAAUACAACAACGACUGCUAUAAGGACUCUUUCCUUCUGUGCCUGCUGAACAGCGCCACCAGUUUCCUGGCGGGUUUUGCGAUCUUCUCGGUGCUGGGCUUCAUGGCUGAAGAGCAGGGCGUGGACAUAUCCGCCGUGGCCCAGUCAGGACCUGGCCUCGCCUUCGUCGCCUACCCGAGAGCUGUGGCCAUGAUGCCCAUACCCCAGCUCUGGGCCGUCUGCUUCUUCCUCAUGAUCAUCAUGCUGGGGCUGGACACACAGUUUGUGAGCCUGGAGGCCCUGAUGACGUCGGUGACUGACCUGUACCCUCAUCUGAUUCGACGGGGCCACCGCAGAGAGCUGCUGCUGCUGUUCGUCUGCGUCGUCUGCUUCCUCAUAGGACUGGUCAUGGUCACGCCGGGUGGUCUCUACGUGUUCCAGGUCUAUGACCACUUCUCCUGCAGCGGAGCCAGCCUGCUACUCCUCUCCAUCUUCCAGUCCGUGGCUAUCGGCUGGGUCUACGGAGCCGAGCGUUUCAGCGGCAACAUCCGGGACAUGACCGGCUACAGCCCCCUGCCGUACUUCAGGCUGUGCUGGAAAUACUUGACCCCGGCUGUGUGCACUGCUACCUUUGUGUUCUCCCUGGUGAGCUGGUCUCCGUUGAACCUGGGGAAAGGCCUGGUCGCUCCGGUCUGGGCCACCACGCUGGGCUGGCUCCUCACUUUCUCCUCCGUCUCCCUGCUUCCCAUCUGGGCCAUCUACGCCCUGGCCACCACCCCGGGAACCCUGCCACAGCGCUUCCAACGUCUGUGCAGCCCAGCCAACGACUCCCCACCGGCGUUCCCCUACAGCUCUGCACUGCCCCUGACCGAUAAGCCCAAGGAGCCGAUCAAAGACCUCAUCCAGGAUCGUAAGAUCUGAUCCCGGUCAGCCAAUCAGGUGUUUGUGUUCCCCAGAACAGAGUCUACCUGCGAUGGAGGCUAGCUGUCACCCAGGGGGGGACGUUGCCGUCUCCCUCGGCGCCAUGGUAACAGAUGCUAAGAAGAACACACCUGGUUUCUACAAAGGGAGAGGAAGAAAAGGAGAGUACACACACACACACCAUCGGCCGUUCAACCAUCACAAGAACAAGCGCUGUGAUUGCCGCUCCCUUCAUGUGAAGCAUCCUGAUGGGAAUUACUGGUUUAACAUCCAUGAAGGGAUAGAGGAGAGAGGGAUGUGUGCAGAGGAGGAGAGGGAGGGAGUCGCAGCGCCGGAGGGGAGGAUUCUGACACCACCACUUAGAUAAAGCCUGGCGGUUAUGUAAAAGGCUCGGCCUGUCAAUUAACCGUAUUGGAUUCCCUCCCCUCCCAGCCGCCGUAGGAAGUGGGCCGGCCCCCCUGCACACACGUGGCUCGGCACGCGGGUUCACAACUUGUUUUGGUGACGCUCGAUACUGUAUGCUUUCGCACGUGUGAUCCGGGUUACUGUGUAAUUGUGCGUGGGGGCGGUUUAUGUCCAUAUGGUUGCUUUGGCAUACAUCUUGCUUUUCAGAUGAUGGGGGGGAUUAAAGAGGAUACAACGAGCUGAGUGUGUGAGAUUCAAAGAGGAGAGAGGAAGAGGAGGGGAUGUGAGCCAAAGCGUUUCAGUGUGAAAGAAGCCGUGGAAAGUUGCCUAAUUUGCGCUCAGGCUCGGCGCCACUAGUGUGCAGCUGCAUCACAUGCAUUAAUAACCCCAAACUCAACAUACUAGCGUGCAUGUGUUGAUGUCACAUGAUCAAACAUCCUCUCUCUCUCACACACACAGCUCCGGUUUGCUCCGUCUUUACAGGCGUCUUUUUUUACUGCAGGUAAUACACUUGACAGUUUGGUGUAAAGGAGAAGCAGCCGGCAGCAGGGGGUGGGGGGGGUUGGAGACUUGAGGACAGAGAGAAAAAGAGACGGGUAGUGGGGGUGGGAUUGCAUAACAGUCGAUUUGGACAUCAGCUCGAUACUGGAUGAGGGCACAUGUUCAAUAUUAGGUUGCAGCAGGGCAGUAGCAGAGGUUUCAAACGCGACCAUGGCCCCCUCCAACCCUCCUGUUGAGGAAUAUAUCCUCUGGAGGCUUAUUUGAAUGCAUUCUUCUUAUUUUUGUGCGAAAGGACAUAACAGGUGAGACAAGUCAAGACAAAAAAACAGACAGUAUAUUGGGUAACAUGAUAACAGUAACAGCAAAGUAAUAAUCGGGUUGGUCGAAAGAAGAGACAUUUUUGGCAAAUUUUAUUUUAUUUGCCUUUAUUUUUUUCUAUUUUUUUUGUACCCUCCUGUGAGGGGUUUAGGCAUCCCUUCUUUGGUCACCUCCACCCCCUUGGGAGGAAGCUGUCCGUUGGUGGCCGCAUAGCGUGCUCUUCCAUCCUGAACAGCCCCCAGUAUAAAUGUAAUUAUUUACUUA